Messenger RNA from Protopolystoma xenopodis, 669 nucleotides. NCBI's taxonomy places the organism in Eukaryota, Metazoa, Platyhelminthes, Monogenea, Polystomatidea, Polystomatidae. The record is from the annotation of a GenBank genome assembly.
AUGCUCGAUCCUUCCUCAAGUGAAGAAGAUGAAUCACAUAGUGGCUUUUCAAGCUCUCGUAGAGCUGUGCAACGAGGCGCCCACUCAGUUCGCUUGUCCGAUGAUCGGUGUGCAGAAAAAUACAUUCAAUUGAACCAAAGUCAGUCUUAUAAAUCAAAUGCAAGAAUUGGUGGAGGAAACGUUGGCUCUGACGGUAUGAAUGAUAUCGCACUCAGGCCCGCACAUCAUAAGCAACACUCAUUCGAUUCACAUGACCAAGCCAACAUGGAUUCUAAAGUUCAUGGAUAUCACCGUGAUAAAAACACAUAUUCUAAGGAAAAAUCGGGGCAAAGUGUCACUCACUGCCUACCCCGCAGCGAUACCUCAUAUUCUCAGCAUCGCCAAGCAUCAGAACAUAUCCAUCCAGAUUCUCGCAAUCUCGGACGCUAUCGAUCUAUUGAAGAUCCCUAUAUAGAGCAGACCUCACAACUCUCAUCUCUUCCCCGUGGUCGGACUUCGUAUGAAACAACUAAUUGGUCAUCAGGCGGUAGUGUAGGUGGUUAUGACUACCACGAUGGUCUUGAUAUCAGAAAUACUGGGAGGGAGUAUGCUCAUGGAGGUGUUCCGAGACAAACGAUUUCUGGGCAACGUUUUCCUCAGGAGGCAGGCGCUCAAGCAAGCUACCAGUGA